Homalodisca vitripennis (glassy-winged sharpshooter) is the source of this 892-nucleotide messenger RNA. RefSeq names its product serine protease snake-like. The record is from RefSeq and is a predicted model, not a curated record. Lineage: Eukaryota; Metazoa; Arthropoda; Insecta; Hemiptera; Cicadellidae. Gene Ontology annotation, biological process: proteolysis. Bases 207 to 830 code for a protein of 207 amino acids. Gene Ontology annotation, molecular function: serine-type endopeptidase activity. The transcript has 5 exons.
CGAGAAAUAUGCAGAGUCAGUGUACGAGACGACAACUGACGUUUUGACUGGUGAUGAUAUUAAAUACGACACGUGCCUGCAAAACAUUGAGAAAUUAAUUACUGACAAUGAUGAAACGGAACGUUAUCCCCACAUGGUGAAGAUCGGCUACGGCAACGAGUCCUCCAUACACUGGGCGAGCAUUGGUACUCUGAUAAGUGAAAGAUAUGUCCUCACCUUUGCCCACAACUCUGAUUUUAAAAAAAAUGGGUCCGGCAAGAUGGGCACGCCUGGGAGAGCAAAGGACGGGCCCUGAGAGACCAUUCGUCCGUUACGAGAUCGUAGAAAAGAUAAGUCAUCCCAACUUCAAACUGCCCAGUGUCUACAACGACAUUGCCCUCUACAAACUUGAUAGAGAUGUGCAGUUCUCCCCCUUCAUACGACCCAUAUGUCUCCAGCCGGACCAUCAGUCCUCCAACAUUAGUGCCAUCGCUACUAGCUGGGAUAUAAAUUAUGACGGAGAAUUACUAGAUUCUCUGCAUGAAUUUCAUAUGGAUAUAAAACAAUGCAAUGAGACUCUUCCUCUAUCAACAAGCAUGAAAUUUCGGCUUAAGGAUGGAGAUAUGGAGGAUUUUAUAGUCUGUGCUUCAAGAAGGUAUUGUGCGAGACCAAGUAUUGUACCCGGUUCGCCUCUGCAGUUAAAACUUAAAAAUCCCUACUGCAUGUACAGUCAAGUUGGCGUCGCUUCCAUCGCUUCCUUCGGCAAGGGUUGUGUUGGAGAGGACGAUCUAGUGGUCUACACUCGCAUCUCGCAUUUCCUGCCUUGGAUACAGAGUAUAGUCUGGCCAUAGGGCUUAAGGCUUAGCAAUGUGUGUUGAUUUUAGGUUAACAUUAAUAAAAUCUGAAAGAAAAA